ACCUGCAUUCCUAUUCCAACUAUACGGAAUAUCAUCAGCCAUCAUGCGCGUCAUACUUUCCAAUCUGGCACUCUUUGCCUGUGUCUCUCUAGCCGCCCCUGCCCCAAACGCCGCAACGUCCACGAAAGAAACGCGUAGCCUCGACGAAAUCUAUGAGGCAGCUGUUGCUGAAGGUGGCAUUGUCACUCUUUUUCAGGGCGGUGACGAAAAGUCUCAGGCAAACGCCCUGAAGAGUGCCUUUGAGACACGAUUUCCUAAAAUGACUCUGAAUGUCACAGUCGACCUUUCCAAAUACCACGAUACAAACAUAAAUUUGCAACUCGCAAACGACAACGUAUACGUGGACAGCGUCAUCCUUCAGACGCUUCAUGAUUUCCCCCGCUGGAAGAAGGAAGGCGCUCUGAUGAAUUAUGCGCCAUUGAACUUCGACAAAGUUUAUCCUCAGUUCAAGGAUGCAGAUGCAGCCUACAGUGGACUGUUUAUUAUUUCUUGGGGUAUCGCUGCCAACCCGAACAAAACGAGCGCAGUACCCACUGCAUACGAAGAUUUCAUCAAACCCGAGUUCAAGGAUAAGCUCGUUCUGACUUAUCCUAACGAUGACGACGCGGUCUUGUUCCAGUUUGACACCAUCUUGGAAAAACUAGGCAUGGAAUGGUUCGACGCCCUUGUUGCCAACAACCCCCGCUGGGUACGCGGCACACAAACCCCAGCAACGAUUCUCAAAAUGGCAAACAGCACCAGCGUAGCAACAUUUACUGUCAGCUAUGGAUUCACGAAUAGCACGGGAGCGUCAUAUGCACUACCCACUGAUGCCAAAUUCGUCUCUUGGCCUCAGACUGGCGCCAUCCUGAAAAAGGCACCGCAUCCAGAAGGCGCAAAGUUGCUCCAUAGCUUCAUGCUCAGCGAUGACUACCAGAAGGCUAGAGCUGGGUGGAGCGUUCGCGAGGACAUUCCGGCGGCCAAUGGCCAUCAUAAAAUUCUUGAGGAGCCUAACACGGAUGCAACGGCAUUUGCCAAGUUUAUGGCAGACCGUGCGAAUGUCGAGAGAGCUAGGUUCUUCUACGAAUCUAGACUUGGUACCGCGCAAGGUCUCAGCCCGCUCAUUGACGGUAUUUGAGCAUAUGCUUGCAGUGGCAAUGAUGAUCGCUGUAGGAAGUUGGGGGUAAAAAUGUAAAUAGGAUAUUGAUGUGUAUAUUCUGUUCCACGAUUUUAGGCUGUGCUUCUCUAGUCUCUACGCCGUAACUAGGGCGAAACGGCUAAAUGCGUUGGUCUAUGCGAUCAUUAGGAGUUAUAGAAAGCAGUUUACUAUAGACCUUAUCUGGGAGUAGCAAUAUGUGCAAGAACGAAUUUACAAAAAGAAAAUGAGCA
Messenger RNA from Bipolaris maydis ATCC 48331, 1368 nucleotides. RefSeq lists its product as uncharacterized. Gene Ontology annotation, molecular function: thiamine pyrophosphate binding; thiamine binding. Gene Ontology annotation, biological process: thiamine transport. Gene Ontology annotation, cellular component: outer membrane-bounded periplasmic space. NCBI's taxonomy places the organism in Eukaryota, Fungi, Ascomycota, Dothideomycetes, Pleosporales, Pleosporaceae. The record is from RefSeq and is a predicted model, not a curated record.